This is a messenger RNA of Myxocyprinus asiaticus (Chinese sucker), 2004 nucleotides long. RefSeq names its product protein BTG2-like. The transcript has 2 exons. The record is from RefSeq and is a predicted model, not a curated record. NCBI's taxonomy places the organism in Eukaryota, Metazoa, Chordata, Actinopteri, Cypriniformes, Catostomidae. The coding region runs from base 193 to 705 and encodes 170 amino acids. Gene Ontology annotation, biological process: negative regulation of cell population proliferation; negative regulation of mitotic cell cycle. Gene Ontology annotation, cellular component: nucleus; cytoplasm.
UUCGCUCCCCAACAAACAGACCGCAGCGCUUUGGGAACAACAAGAUCACUUGGACUGAACCGAAUCCAGAGGAAUGUUUGGUUUAUCGUAAUCAAAAAGCCGUUUUGAUUCAAUUCACCAGCGACACAGGACGGCAGCUAUUCUGUUUUUACCUUAACUGCUUUCAUCAUCAAUUCUUUUGGAGGUAGUAAAAUGACUCACGGUACCGGAGCAGAAAUGAUCCCGGAGGUAUCAGCCGCUGCAAGUUUCGUGUGCAGGCUACUGCGCAGCCGCGGACACCUGAGUGACGCACAGCUCCAGGUGUUCAGAGACUGUCUUGCCCAUGAACUCUCAGAACACUACCAGCAUCACUGGUUCCCCGACAGACCACAGAAGGGUUCCGGUUACCGCUGUAUACGCAUCAAUCACGAAAUGGACCCACUCAUUGGCCGAGCAGCCGGACAUAUUGGACUGACUAGUGGGCAGCUGUUUUCUCUCCUGCCACGGGAGCUUACGCUCUGGGUGGACCCGUACGAAGUGUCGUACCGCAUCGGCGAGGACGGCUCCAUUUGCGUUCUGUACGAAGCGGAACCGCACGUCUCAAGCCCCGCCCCCAGUGUCCGAGGACCCUCGGCAUAUGACCAGACAGCCACCUGCAAAUACCGCUUCAUGAUGGGCGGCCGCACAAGUCCACCGAAAAACUACCUGAUGACGGUGUCCAGCUAAACGUAUGGGACCGGUGUCCGCUGGUGCCACGCCUGAACGGCCAACUGCCACUUUAACAGUUUACGUUUCCUGUCAUUUUACAUUUCUAGACAUUCAGGUUCUAAAAUAAUUUAAGAUGUAAAGCUAAAGCACUGGUUGAUGAUAUUUGGACAACUGACUCUUUCAGCACUAUACUAAAUGAAUAUUUUAUUUACCUGAAAUGGGUUUUGGGGUAUUUUCACUGGUGCUAGCACACUGUUUCAAUGCAAUAAUGAUACCUCACGUCUCUCACAAGAAUUUAAAGCAAUUAGGGUCAGAAACAUACUCUACGCAAGUACGCAAACGCUUAGUCAACACUUUGGGCCAAAUUCCCGAAGCGCGACUUUCUGCAUACAUUUGUUCGUAAAACCAAUUGUCUGUAAAUUUGUUGCAAUUUUUCUUGUGUUUCAUGAAUGACAUCCAUAGUACAAACUUAACAUUUGUUCUUGUGUUAUUGUUUGGUAACAAUUCACAGUUUACCGUUAUAUUCCAAUGUCUGCGAACCAAUUUUAUGUAAACUGUUGCAAUGCCUUUUUGUGUUACUGUAGCGAAAGCAAACCACAGUUUGGCAUUACAUUAAAACUAUUAUUCAGAGAGCUAUUUGUAAACUACUUGCUCUGCAAAAGUCUCUUCAAACUGUUGCUUCGCCAUGACGGUACUUGACGGUUUACGCAAAUAUCCGCAGUAGCACCCCCUUGUGGCCACGCCUAGAAUGCAAUGUGUCAUUUGAUUAUGAAUCAUAUUCUGACACACAUUUUGGUAUGCAACGGCACAUUAAAUAAAGUUCUAAAUUGUGCAUUUUUCGCUAGAAGUGUUUGCGUUCACAUACUUGCGUAAAGUGUGUUUUGGUGGUGUUUAAUAACAUUUUUGCAGGAGCUGCUACUGACUUCCACAAUUCCCUCUGCCUUAAUGACGGUGCCACCACUCCCUUAACAAACGUCACUGCCUGACUCUCUUAGUCUUAUUGUGCAAUAUUCAGGCAAUACGCUCUUUAAAAUCCCUUUUGUAAUGUCAUGAAAUGAGUUGGAAAUGAAUCUUUCUCAGGAUGCUUUGCAUGUGGUAUGUUGGUUGAUAUUGGGCCGAAGUACCAGUAAAGACUCACGUUUGUAGCAUUCUGUAUCUCUCGGGCUGCUGAGCAGCUUGUUUACCGUAAAAUGUAGUUUUUGUAAGCUAUUGAAGCAGUGUUUGCUUUUAAUGUACAAUUUUUAAAUGAAUUUGUGCAGAUAUAGAGCUGUAAGUGUACAGUCAAUUUUUAUAACAAUAAACAUUUUAUAAAGAAAA